CAAAGCGUUGGAAACAGAAAGGGGAGCGGGGGGGGAGGGGGGGAAUAAUAAUAAAUAAAUGAAGCGGAGAUGAUUUUUAGUUCCUCGGAGGGAUUUCCCCUUCUUUUCACGACACGCGGACGGGGCCGCUCCGCACCGCGGCGUUCCGGUUCCCCCCCAACUCCCCCCCCGGGGCGGUGGGUGCGCACGGGUGGGUUCCUCGCGGCGGCGUUGGGGGGAGAAUCGCUGUUGGUUUCGGGAUGGAAUCCCGCGGCCCUCCCUCUUCCAACCCCCCCCUCCCCCCCACGGCGGUGCCGGGAACAAAAGGAGCGGUGCGGGAGGCCGCGUGCAGCCCCGCGUGUUUCCCCCCCCUCUCGGUCGGAUGAACCGCAGGGACGGCCCUCGUGGGGAAGCCUCCAACCGGGACCGGGCCACGCGUGCGGGAGUUCCUGCGGGGGGGGGCUGGUAGGGGGGGAUCCCUUCCCUCCCCGAUGCGGAGGGGCCGUGGGAAGGGUGGAUGGGGCCGCUGCUCUGCGCUGCCAGUGGGGUUCACCCCUACUUUUCCCCCCGGGGGAAUGUUUGGGGCAAGGAGGACUCGAGAUGCUUCUCUCUGCUUCCACGGGGGUUUUGCUCUGCCUGUUGCUCCAUCUCUCCCUACUUUUAUGCAGCCCCAGAAAGGGGUGAAGGCAUCCCCCAGCCCUGCACAGGGCUCUCCUAUUUGUGACAAACCGCAAAAUAAUCCGCAUCCCAUCCCUCGUGGCACUGAGACCUCCACCCAUGGGCACAGAGAUGCCACCUCCCCUUCCCCCCCAUGUCAUGCCCCCACUGGGGCGAUGGGCUCUGGACCCUCUCCUUUCUGCCCCACUCCUUGCUCAGUGCCCCAUGGCUGCGGUGCUGAGCUUCAGUCCCAGAGAGCACAGCUCCUUGUGGGCCUUUGGGAUGCGGGGAUGAGAGGGGCGCAGCAGCACCUGCAGCUGUGCUGGGAUGGAUGGGGGGGUGGUAGGCUGUGGGGUGGGAUACGAGGCACAGGAUUUUGCAGCGCUUACUCACACCCCUCCUCUCUCCCUGCUCUCAGACAGGUCCGGGGGGCGAUCCGGUUGAUGGCCCCAGAAGAGGCCCAAUGGAAGAAGGGCUGAUCGACUAUGGCGGCGAGAGGACGCUGAGCGAGGGCGGCCGGCUGGGCCUGGCCGCUGGGGGCCGGCCGCAGGCGGGGGGCAGCACGCUGAUGGAGCCCAGCGGGUGGCUGCCCGGCCCCCCCGCCGGCCCUGCACGCCUGGAGGACGCCCGCAACCUGGUGGCCUUCUCGGCAGUGGCCGAAGCGGUGUCUUCCUACCGGCUGCCCGCCCCGGCUUCGCCCUCGCUGCUCUACAAGAAGUUUGACACCGAGAUGAGCCGGGGAGGGCUGGCGCCGCGGGACGGCGUGCCAAGGGGGGAGGACCUGCACGCCCUCAAGGCCGCCCUCGCCCUGGCCAAGCAUGGCAUGAAGCCCCCCAACUGCAACUGCGACGGCCCUGAGUGCCCCGACUACCUGGAGUGGCUGGAGCAGAAGAUCCAGGUGGCCCUGGGAGAGGCCCCGCUGCCCCACGCCCCGCCGCCCCCCGACAAAGGUGCUAUCGCUCCCCCUGCGGUGCUGGAGGCUGCCGAGCCGUGCCCAUCGGACGGCCUCCCCUUUUCCCAAAGUGCACUGAACAUUGCCAAGGAGAAGAACAUCAGCCUGCAGACAGCCAUCGCCAUCGAGGCACUGACGCAGCUCUCGGCCACGCUCCCUCAACCUGGUGCUGAUGGGCCGCCCCCCCCUCCGCCACCGCCGCCGCCGCCCCCCCCGGUGCCCCCUGCCCCCCCGGAGCCAUCCAUCAACGUGGUGCCUCCGUCCGGGACCACCGACCCCAUGGCGGAGCUGGAGCAGCUCCUGGGCAGCACCGAAUACAUCGCUGUGGCCUUCAAGCGGCCCGAGGCCGGCAGAGCCCCCCCUGCAGCAGCCCCGAAGCCCCCGGAUCGGACGCCGGGCAAGGAGACGGCGAGCAGCCCCCGUGUGCUGCAGGAGCCUGACCUGCACAGGAAGACGCAGCUGGUCCUGCAGCAGCACCUGCACCACAAGCGCAGCCUUUUCCUCGAGCAGAGCCUCUCCGCGACCCCCCCGGAGCGCCCGCCUGGCUGGUGGACCCCCAGCACGCCCAAGACCUUUGAGAAGCAGGCCAAGGAGAAGAAGAAAAGGAUUCAGCCAGACAAGCCAGCCCGCAAGCAGGUGCAGAUCAAGAAGCCCAAGCAGAAGGAUUCACAGCCGCUCUUCCUGCCCUUCUGGCAGAUCAGCCUGGACGGGCUGCGGACCCCCGCCGAGCCCCCCGCUGCAGCGCCGCAGCCCGAGCCCCCGCCGCCCACCCCGCGCCCGCCCACCGCUCCCGACUCUCAGGAAAGGGGUACCCCUGGGGGGGACACCCACAGCCACCCACUGGCGCCGGGCCCAGAGGGAGCGCCGCCCGCCGUGGUGGAUGACAAGCUGGAGGAGCUUAUCCGGCAGUUCGAGGCCGAAUUCGGGGACACCUUCAGCCUGCCGCCCACCGGGACCACCGCGCUGCCAGAGGGGCAGCCGCCAGCCCCGCAGGUGCCCCCCACUGCCGCCAGCACCGCCGCCGUGACCCCCAGCAGUGCCGCCCCUGGGGGCUCCGUGCUGUCACCGGGGAAGGGACCUCCUCCAGAGCAUCUCUUCUCCGUGCGCUCCCCCAAGCAGAUCAAAAUUGAGUCCUCUGGUGCUAUCACCGUGGUGUCCACCACGUGCUUUUACUCCGAGGAGAGCCAGAACGCCGACGAGGCGGAGGGGACGCCCACCAAGGAUGAGGUGCCGCUGACCCCCACCCUCAGCGGGUUCCUGGAGUCGCCUCUCAAAUACCUGGACACGCCGACCAAGAGCCUGCUGGACACCCCCGCCAAGCGCGCGCAGGCCGAGUUCCCCACCUGCGACUGUGUGGAGCAAAUCGUGGAGAAGGACGAGGGGCCGUACUACACCCACCUGGGCUCGGGGCCCACCGUGGCAUCCAUCCGGGAGCUGAUGGAGGAGCGGUACGGCGAGAAGGGCAAAGCCAUCCGCAUUGAGAAGGUCAUCUACACUGGGAAGGAGGGGAAGAGCUCCCGGGGCUGCCCCAUCGCCAAGUGGGUGAUCCGGAGACACAACCAAGAGGAGAAGCUGCUAUGCCUGGUGCGUCACCGAGCUGGCCACCACUGCCAGAACGCUGUCAUCAUCAUCCUGAUCCUGGCCUGGGAGGGCAUCCCCCGCACGCUGGGCGACACGCUGUACCAGGAGCUCACUGACACCCUCACCAAGUACGGCAACCCCACCAGCCGCCGCUGCGGCUUGAAUGACGACCGGACUUGUGCGUGCCAAGGCAAGGACCCCAACACCUGCGGCGCUUCCUUCUCCUUCGGCUGCUCUUGGAGCAUGUAUUUUAAUGGCUGCAAGUAUGCCCGAAGCAAAACUCCACGGAAGUUCAGGCUGGUGGGGGACAAUCCUAAGGAGGAAGAACUGCUCCGGAAAAGCUUUCAGGACUUGGCCACUGAGGUUGCUCCGCUUUACAAGAGGCUGGCACCACAGGCCUACCAGAAUCAGGUUACCAACGAGGAUAUCGCAAUAGACUGCCGGCUGGGCUUGAAGGAGGGGAGGCCGUUUUCAGGGGUGACAGCGUGCAUGGACUUCUGUGCUCAUGCUCACAAAGAUCAGCAUAACCUCUACAAUGGCUGCACAGUGGUCUGCACGCUGACAAAGGAAGACAAUCGCGUGGUGGGGAAGAUCCCCGAAGAUGAGCAGCUGCACGUCCUCCCCCUCUACAAGAUGUCCAGCACGGAUGAGUUUGGCAGCGAGGAGAACCAAAACGCGAAGGUGGGCAGCGGGGCCAUCCAGGUGCUCACAUCUUUCCCCCGUGAGGUGCGUAAGCUGCCCGAGCCCGCCAAGUCCUGUCGGCAGAGACAGCUGGAGGCAAAGAAAGCUGCAGCGGAGAAGAAGAAACUGCAGAAGGAGAAGCUGAUGACACCAGAGAAGAUCAAGCAGGAAGCGCUCGAACUUCCUACACUCCAACAAAAUGCAGGUAUGGCGUUGAAAAGUGGGCUCUCCCCACAGCCGCUGAAACCUUCCAUCAAAGUGGAGCCGCAGAGCCAUUACAACGCCUUCAAGUACAACGGCAAUGCGGUGGUGGAGAGCUACUCGGUGCUGGGCAGCUGCCGGCCCUCCGACCCUUACAGCAUGAACAGUGUUUACUCUUACCAUUCCUACUAUGCACAGCCCAAUCUGCCUUCCGUGAACGGGUUUCAUUCCAAGUUCACGCUGCCCUCCUUUGGGUAUUACGGUUUUUCCAACAACCACAUGUUCCCCUCGCAGUUUCUGAAUUAUGGGGUGCCCGAGAGGGGUGAGAGCUGGGUGAGCAACAGCUACGAGAAGAAGCCCAACAUUCAGGUGCUGCAGGAGAACCUCAACCAUACCUACAGGAACACGGAUUUCCCCGAGCCCAUCCCACACAGCGUCCGGAGCAAAAACCAUCACCAGCGCACCUACGAGCGGGCCAGCCGCUAUGCCAGCCAGCAGAAGGCGGCUGCGGCCGGGGUGCACAGGACUAGCACAGGCUCGGAGGAGGCAUCACCGUUUGCACAGAACUGUUUCGGCAGCAGGGCCAUCAAGCAGGAGCCCCCAGACCCCCCGCCCAGCAUCGAGCCCCUAAACAAUCCUGCAGCUGCCAUGCCCGGCACCGGUCUGGCUCUACCCGCUGUCCCCGUACCGGAGCAGCAGUGGAGUCCUUACAAAGCAUCAUCCCGAGGUUCGUCUUCACCUGAGCGGACUAGUGCGGCUGAGAGCUCGUGGAGCAGCCUGGUGCCAGGAGCUGGAGGACGGGAGAAGCUGAGCGCCUUCGACGCUGCCGUGCGCCUGCCUCUGCCAGAGAAGCAGUGGCCCAAUGUCCUGGCAGAAGAAGCGUCGUCGUCAUGCAGUUCCAGCUUGCUGCCAAAGCCGUGGAGCCCCUGCAAGCUGGGGGAGACGGUGCUGGGCGGUGCGGGUACCCCGACCCUGCGGGACAAGGGCUGGGAGUUGGGACCGCUGGGCUUCGGCUCGGCCCUGCCGGAGCUGCCUGUGUUCUCCGAAGAGCCGUGGGGUUCUGGCAAGGCGGAGGGGCGGAGGACACCGGCACCCGUGGCGGGGCUGCCUGAAAAGCCGUGGGAGGCAGCGGUGCGUGAGAAGGGGGCGGCAGGGGUCCGUCAGGAGAAGCCGUGGGAUCCCUUUGGGCUGGAGGAGGGCGUCGAGGAGGCAUCAGUGAAGGCGGUGAAGGAGGAGGAGGAGGAGGAGGAAGAAGAGGAGGAGGAGGAGUGGUCGGACAGCGAGCACAACUUCCUGGACGAGAACAUUGGCGGCGUGGCCGUGGCGCCCGCGCACGGCUCCAUCCUCAUCGAGUGCGCCCGCCGCGAGCUGCACGCCACCACCCCGCUGAAGAAACCCAACCGCUGCCACCCCACCCGCAUCUCCCUGGUCUUCUACCAACACAAGAACUUGAACCAGCCCAACCACGGCCUGGCGCUGUGGGAGGCCAAGAUGAAGCAGCUGGCGGAGCGCGCCCGUGCUCGGCAGGAGGAGGCGGCGCGCCUGGGGCUGCAGCAGGACGCCAAGGCCUUCGCCAAGAAGCGCAAAUGGGGCGGCGCGCUGGCGGCCGAGGCGGCUACCAAGGAGCGGAGGAACGCGGUCCCCACGCGGCAGGCGGUGGCCAUCCCCACCAACUCUGCCAUCACUGUGUCCUCCUACGCGUACACCAAGGUGACGGGGCCCUACAGCCGCUGGGUCUGAGGCGGAGGCGGCCGCCGCAGCCCUUCUUACCUCAAAGUCGGCAGCACUGGAGUCCCGGUGCUGCUUCGUGGUGCUUUCUCCUCGGGCAUGGGGGAGAAGAAAAAAAAAAAAAAA
Messenger RNA from Phasianus colchicus (ring-necked pheasant), 5905 nucleotides. Lineage: Eukaryota; Metazoa; Chordata; Aves; Galliformes; Phasianidae. The record is from RefSeq and is a predicted model, not a curated record.